This is a messenger RNA of Paramuricea clavata, 1189 nucleotides long. NCBI's taxonomy places the organism in Eukaryota, Metazoa, Cnidaria, Anthozoa, Malacalcyonacea, Plexauridae. The record is from the annotation of a GenBank genome assembly.
AUGUAUAACAUUUAUCGUAACAAAGUUAGAAAACUAUGUAAAUCUGCUCGUCAGUCCUACUACGAUAAGAAAAUCCUUAAUACCAGUGAAUCUAACCCAAAAACAUGGUACGAUAACAUCAAGUCUAUUUCUGGUCUAUCUAAAUCGGAACCUUUUUCGAGCAUCUUCCAUGAUGGUGAGUUCAAAAGAGGUCCUGAGCUUGCUGAACUAAUUGCCGAAUCUUUCUGUGCUGUUUCAAACGAAUUGGCCCCACUCUGCUUCAAUAAGCUUCACAUUACAUCUGUUCCUGAUGAGUACAUAAUAUCAACCCAACAAGUUGAAAUCGAAUUGGAAAAGAUCAGUCUUCAGAAAGCAAUUGGCCCCGAAAAUAUCCCCAACUGGGUACUGAAAUCAGCUGCACCGUUGCUUGCUGGUCCAAUAUGUUCCAUCUUCAAUGCCAGCAUUGCACAAGGUUGCAUCCCGACACUCUGGAAAUCAGCAGACGUUAUCCCAGCGCCAAAAAUAUCUAAUCCCAAAUCAGUUGAUAGCGACCUAAGACCUAUUUCUCUCACACCGGUGCUGAGUAAAUUAUUGGAAAGCUUUGUUUCUGGGUGGCUUUUUGGUUAUAUUAAACCAUCAAUCGACCCGCUCCAGUUCGGAAAUAUGAAAAAUUGCUCCACCACACACGCUCUUAUCCACAUGAUCGAUAACUGGCUAGCCGAAUUAGAAAACCCUGGUUCAACUAUCAGAUGUUGUAUGAUUGACUUUUCGAAAGCCUUUGAUCGCAUUGAUCACAAUAUUUUACUUCAUAAAUUACAACAACUCAACAUCCCUCCUAUCUUGUUGAAUUGGUGCGCUGAGCUCCUGCAUGACCGAUAUUUACGUGUCAAGCUUGGCCAGAAUAAAUCAACAUGGCGACAAAUAAAUGCAGGGGUUCCACAAGGUACAAAACUUGGACCCCUCUUCUUCCUUGUGAUGAUAAAUGACUUGCAAACCAACACUCCAAUGUACAAAUAUGUCGAUGACUGCUCCACAUACGAAAUCGUUUCAAGAUCAUCCCCUACUUCAUCGCUUCAAGCUAAUAUAAACACUAUAAAUGACUGGACCAAUCACAACAACAUGCGGCUUAAUGUAUCUAAAACCAAAGAACUGCGUAUAUCCUUUCUUAGAGUCCCUAUGGUAUUCGAUGCCCUCUCGUCAUCUGGUUUAA